AUGGCAGUUUUGAGAGGAAUGGGUUUUAAAGAAGAUAUUGGUAUUGGACUUACAAACAAGAAAGCUGUGGCAACAAUUGAACUACAAUCGCGACCACGUGGACUGGGUCUCGGUGCUGAUCGAAAAAUUUUGGAAAAAAUAAAUCAACUGAAAAAAAAUCAGAAAAAAGAUGCUAAUAAUAAUUCAGAUGAAAAAGAACUAUGUUAUGAAAAUGGUGCAUGUGUACUAAUUGAAAAAGGCCGAUAUUGUGAUUUAUAUGGUAAAAUUCAAUCGAUCGAUGAAGAUUUGGCGAGAAUUACUGUUGUAUUAGCUAUUGGAAAAAAAGAUCAAACGCCUAUUUCAUUAUCACAAUACAAUGUUAAAUUAGUGACAGAAAAAGAGUACAUCAAGUACAGUAAAUAUGUCAAUAAAACGAUAGCGACUAAACUUGAAAAGGAAUCAAACGAACAAAUGAUGGAAAAUUAUACAAAAAAUGGUAGCGAUUCGCGGCGGCAUCGUGACAAAAGUGAAGAUAAACCAGAACAUCGAAAACAUGAUGAUCACAGUGAUGAAGAACGACAUCACCGACACCAUCAUCAUCAUCAUCAUCACAAAAGUCAUCGACACCAUCGCCAUAAAUAA
Molecule: messenger RNA, 621 nt
Organism: Didymodactylos carnosus
Lineage: Eukaryota; Metazoa; Rotifera; Eurotatoria; Philodinida; Philodinidae
Source: the annotation of a GenBank genome assembly